AUGUCCGAGGGGCUGCGGAGUAGGAACCAAGGCGUAAGCUCAGAAGGAGACCAGAGCGGCAGAAGGCAGACUGACGCGAAGACAGGGGAGCAGGCAAGCAUGGAGCGGGAAACUGCUGCGCAGCCUUCUACCUCAGGAGGGGCGGGUUUUGAGCAAGGGGAGUGGAGCGAAAGGACAGCCAGUGCAAAUGGGGAGGGAGGGAGUUUUGAGUGCAACAUCUGUCUGGAGCUUGCGCAGGAUCCGGUCGUCACGUUGUGUGGCCACUUGUUCUGCUGGCCCUGCUUGUAUAGGUGGUUGCGAUUGCACUCUCAAUGCAAGGAGUGUCCGGUGUGCAAGGCAGGUGUCAGCGAGAAGAAUGUGAUCCCUUUGUACGGCCGUGGGACCUCAGGUGAAGAUCCACGGACUAAGCCCGUGUCAGGGCCUGAGAUUCCUCGACGUCCCGCAGGCCAGCGACCAGAGUCCCAAAGGGCACCGCAGAUGGGGCCGUUUGGGUUUAUGGCAGGCCCUUCCGCUCAGUUUGGGAACUUUACACUUUCAGCAGGGUUCGGUCUCUUCCCCUCACUCCUGGGGCUGCAAUGGCAGGCGUAUACGGGAGACCCCAUGCCAGCAGGGUUUGCCGCUCCAGAUGAUGGGACUGGGGUCGCCCCGGUCCCAAGGGCAGCGCUGACGCCCGAACAACAGCAGCAAGCGUUUUUGUCGCGAUUGCUCGUUAUGCUCGGGUCGUUUGUCCUCCUCUGCUUGCUGUUCUUCUAA
This is a messenger RNA of Klebsormidium nitens, 753 nucleotides long. The record is from the annotation of a GenBank genome assembly. NCBI's taxonomy places the organism in Eukaryota, Viridiplantae, Streptophyta, Klebsormidiophyceae, Klebsormidiales, Klebsormidiaceae.